GGGAAAGAUGGGAAAAGCCGCAAAGGAGCACAUGAGCAGACUACUAAGUUCUCAUCUGAAUAACAUUCAUGAGACCUUACAGGUUCUCUAUCAAACACCUGCUGCUUCUCUGGAAAAGGUAAGUUGGGACGAGGUAAUACAAAUGGGGGAGCAAGUAUCAAAACAAGCUACAGUAGCUGGAGUGCUAUGGACAGGAGAAGCACCGGAUGUGAAAGAGCUGGAGGAGAACAUGGGAGUAUAUUUCAACAUGCUUCAGGGUCUCCUUCUACUUACCCAUGGGAGUACUGUGGGUGCUGGUCCAACCCUUUGUUCUAGCACCCAUGCAUCCGCACAGCAAAUUGUUAACUGCAGCUUUUCAUUAAUGAAAGAGGCUGUUACUUCUUUUGGAUCUCGUAACAAAGAUGGUAAGUUGUCAAUCCCACAUUUGGCUGGCACUGUUUGGGAUGCUUGUAAUGCUCUUAAGAAGGCUCCAACCACGAACUACACCGCCAUUGGACGAGCAAUAACACAGGUUGCAGUAUCAGUCAAGGAUGUAUUGCGUGAAAUGAAAGAGCUCAAGCCAGCUUCUUCUGAUCCAGCAGAUGAAAUGCACAAUGAGGCUGCUGCAGAUGCAGAAAAUGAACCAGAUAAUCAUGAAAGUUCAAGUGAGAGUGAUCUUGGUAAUGAUCUGUCCUCUGAUGAGAUGAAAAUUGCCCAGUUGGCCAUUGAUGUGGUAUCUGACACACUCAUUGUCCUCAAGGAACUUAUCCGCUUCAUUAGCAGUCUGCUUAAACUGUUAGAUUCCAAUAAAAACAGUCACUCUGUUGAUUCCUUGGAGAGGUUGUUAAAAAUCUCUCAAGGGAUUGGGGUUCAGGUUGAUGAGCUCGGAGCUAGUCUCUACCCCCCACAGGAGGUUCCUGCAUUGAAAACAGCAGCAGAGAAAAUUUCUGUUGGAAUUAAUGAAAUGAAGGCAGAAGUCAGCAGCUUUAUAGGACCCUCAGAAGGAUUCUUGCAGGCAUGCGAAGCUUUAGACAGUUCAGUUAGAGUGCUUGAAUCUAAAUUAAGCUCGUCAACCCCAGAUACUACUGAUCUACAAACCAAAAUGCAAAGUGUUUCUAUCAGCAUGUAAAGAACAGUUAGUAUGAACAUCUUACAUGACUGAAUUCUGGUCGUACCAUUUCAUGUUGCUGAUAAAUUGCCUGUGUGAUAUAAAGUUAUCUGGACUCGGUUGCAGUGUAACAGUGUUCUGCUUUAAAUUUUGAG
Molecule: messenger RNA, 1242 nt
Organism: Telopea speciosissima
Lineage: Eukaryota; Viridiplantae; Streptophyta; Magnoliopsida; Proteales; Proteaceae
Exons: 5
Coding region: 8-1108 (366 amino acids)
Biological process (GO): regulation of cell cycle
Cellular component (GO): nucleus
Source: RefSeq, a predicted model, not a curated record